AUGUUGACCCUCACUCUCACAGCGGACCUGACAGGCGUGACGGACCUGAGACCGGAUGAUACGCCUGACAACCCUUUCUGGUAUACGUUCAAAGUCCAGUGUGGCUCUUGUAGAGAGAUCCACCCAAACUUUGUCAACGUGAACCGCUUUGAAGCAAAUGAAAUGCAAGGUAGUCGAGGAGAAGCCAAUUUUGUCUGGAAAUGCAAAUCUUGCAAGAGAUCGUCUUCUGCAACUAUCACCAUUGCACCAAUACCAUAUGAGCAGAAGUCGCCACCAACUCGGCAAAAAGUCAUUGAAUUUGACUGUAGGGGUCUUGAGUUUACAGAGUUCAAACCAGAGGGCGAUUGGUUGGCUACUGGUGUGGACUCUAACACAAAGUUUACUGCUAUUGAUCUCACAGAGGGAGACUGGUUCGAUUAUGAUGAGAAGGCUGUUCAUGCCAAUCAACCCGCGGCCCAUGCUGCAAGGCCUGUACGUCCCUCCCCCAAGACCACCCAACCCACUCUGAACCUCCCGCAAGCACGGCUGGAACAGAACGCUGAUGGAAAGCGUGAUAGUGUUAACGACGAAGUCAUCAUCCGCCUUAAAUGGGGCCAGACCGAGUACAAGGGUCGUCUUGUUAGUAUCGACAGUUAUAUGAACAUCCAGCUUUCGAAUGCGGAAGAGUGGAUUGAUCAGCAGAAGACGAGUGAUCUGGGACAGGUUUUGAUCAGAUGUAACAACGUUUUAUGGAUCCAAGGCGCGAACCAGAAUAAUGGGGAUACGAAGAUGGAGGGUUGA
Molecule: messenger RNA, 780 nt
Organism: Glarea lozoyensis ATCC 20868
Lineage: Eukaryota; Fungi; Ascomycota; Leotiomycetes; Helotiales; Helotiaceae
Exons: 7
Coding region: 1-780 (259 amino acids)
Biological process (GO): spliceosomal snRNP assembly
Cellular component (GO): spliceosomal complex
Molecular function (GO): zinc ion binding; RNA binding
Source: RefSeq, a predicted model, not a curated record